UAGUUAUGCACCAAUUCUCCACAAGUUGAGCUUGGUUGAUAUUGUGUGGCCAGCUAACAACAUUGGAACUUGAUUGAUAGCUACUCAAUAAUAGUGUUUUGAGUAAGCUUUGCUCUGGCAGAGGAUUUUAAUUUUUCCCGACAUUUGUGUGGUAUUAACUGUAUCUUCCUCCACAUUUCAUGCAUAUAUAAUUUGCACAGAAGACUUUCUUUGUUUUUUUGUUCAUUUGGCUCUACCAUUUGAGUGGCAAACAGAGGUUGUGAUUGAACUCCCUACCCAACUUUCUUUCUUGUCACUGACCUGUGAAGAUGGCCCCAUGUUGAUAAGGAUCUCAUGAUCUCAGUCGGGCCUCUCAUGCCAACUAAGACCAUAUUGCCUUGAUGCGUGAUUGAUUUCCAACCAAUCAAGCUACUUUUGUAAAGGAGAUUCUCCAAAAUCGAAAUAGCUCAGGUGGAAUCAAAGGAAGACUGAUAUGUUGAGAUGGAGUAGCAAGAUAAGGCACAAUGACGCUUGAUAGAUAGAGAACACCAACAUACGGGUCAUCAGUGAUUAUAAAGAACUGAGGAAGAGAGUAAACAGUUGGGGAUGAGAAGGCAGGAUGUGGAUUGACUGAUCUGCGUGAGACUACCAUUGAAGAAUCAGAAGACAAGAGAAGAUGAAGACGAUAAGACUGAUGUGUGUGGAAGUGUUGGUUGAUAGGCUUUGGGUGGAGCAAAAGAAAUCCCACAUGGCUUGAUUGGUUCAUUUUGUUGCAUAUGAAUAGCAGACAACAAAGUCGAGGAUCAAAACAUCGAACUGAACUGUAUCUCUUUGCUACCGAUCUCUUUCUAUCUCUCUCUCUGAAGAUUGAAGAUAUUUGUUAUGCAUGUGAGUGCAAGAGCUUUUCUUUUUCGCGAGGACGACUGGAGGCUUGUGAGCUUUGUAGCACAAGCAGAGGAGGGUUUGCGCCCACAAUUUGUUUGCAGGAGAGGUACCAAUCUGCGAGCUCGGGACCCCAAGAAAGAAGGUGAGAGACGACAAAGCGACAUGGAGGAAGGUAGGUCCAACAGCGUUACCAUCUCUUCACCAUGUGCACGUUGACUGUGUAAACCAUAGGCCACAUCUUGUCUUCACAUACCAACACCAUCUCAUCCCUCUCCCUCUCCCUCACCCACCUUUGCUCUCUUGUCUUCUUCUACAAGGUUAUGUUUAAGGCAAGGAAGGAUUCCAACAUGGGCGCUAAAGGUAAGUUGAGGUUGGAAUCUGCGGAAGGAUGAAAGAGGCAGGGAGACAGCACGGCACAGCUUCGCCCUGCGCGGCGUGCAAGCUCUUGAGGCGGCGCUGCGCAUGGGAUUGCGUCUUUGCCCCGCACUUCCCGGCCGACGAGCCGCAGAAGUUCGCCAAUGUGCACAGGGUGUUCGGAGCUAGCAAUGUCAGCAAGCUCUUGCAGGAGAUUGCAGUGCAGCACCGAGGAGAUGCCGUGAGCAGCCUGGUGUACGAGGCCAACGCCCGGGUUCGAGAUCCAGUGUACGGGUGCGUGGGCGUCAUCUCCUCCCUCCAUUGCCAAGUCCAGGCUCUCGAGGCGCAACUCGCCAUGGCUCGAGCCCAGAUGGUCCGCUUGCGCAUGCUCGCCCACCUCGAUCUCGGCCGGAGCCCCACGGGCACAGGGAGCACCACCACAGGCUCCUCAUCCAUGUGCCCCUCGCCCAUCUAUACCCCCGGACAGGGUGAUGCAGGACAAACACCGAUGCUUUCCUUCUCAUACGAAAGGUAGCAGAGCAAGAGAUGGAGAAGCGAUGCUUAAAGGCGGACACGGCUUUCGGUGGGCGUAGUAGUAGACGGCGACUGAGAUAAUUCGACCGUUGGAGCGUGUGCCGUGUCGUGCGCUAUUUCGUGUAGUCCGAGACCGGAUUUCCCCCAAUUCGACCGUUGCAAUCAGUUCAAAUAGUACCGUUAUAAGUCGAACUCGAUCCCUUCUUCUUUUACCACUUCACUUUCCCCUUUGGAGGCCGAAGAAGGAGGAGACGAUGACCAGCGGCGGAAGCAGCAGCGGCCCAUCGGCGGACCCUUGCCACAAGCCUCGCCACCCGCUCCACCAGAUCGCCGAGAGCGCCACCCACAAGCUCCUGCUCAAGCAGUGGAUGAAGGAGGAGGAGAUCGUCGCCCGGCGCGUCGCCCUCCGUGAGUCCCGCGUCGACGCCGUACGCCGCCAGAUCGCCGCCCUCUACUGCCUGUUCUUCGUCCUCCACUCCCUCGUCCUCCUCCUCCUGUACCACGCGUCCGCCUCCGCGAGGCCCCCCUCCGCCGCUUGCCGCCGCUCCUGGAUCCCCUGCCUCUGUUCCCUCGUCUGCUCCUUGGCCAUCGUGUGGGCCGUCCGGUACAAGGCCGACACGGAGAGCGUGCUGGAGCGGCUGCUGGAGCGGGAGAGGGAGGACGGGCUGCUGCUGGCCAAGUGCGUGGAGGAGCUGAAGCGGAAGGGCGCGGAGUUCGACCUGCUCAAGGAGGUGGACGCGCUGCGGCGGGCCAAGAGCCUGCGCGUCGAGGCCAAGGGCGGCGCCGCCAAGGUGCGCAAGUGGUCGGCCAGGGAUCUCGCCACCACGGUGCUCCUCGCGCUGUCCUGCGGCGCCUUGGGCCUCACGAGGUUCGUGCUCUGUGAUCAAGAACCUCGAUCAUGAUGGAAUCAGGGCUUCUGUUCUUGAUAGGAGAAUUAUUUUGGUUGAUGCAGCAGAAUGAUGCUUGUUCUGCUGUUCUCGUUCUUGUUCUUGUUUUGUGCCCAAUAAGAUUGUUGUGCAAAUAUUAAGUCUUUGAAAAGAAGACCUUUUUAUUCUUCCUCUCCAAA
Molecule: messenger RNA, 2818 nt
Organism: Musa acuminata AAA Group (dessert banana)
Lineage: Eukaryota; Viridiplantae; Streptophyta; Magnoliopsida; Zingiberales; Musaceae
Exons: 2
Coding region: 2007-2654 (215 amino acids)
Source: RefSeq, a predicted model, not a curated record